AUGAUUCUCUUCUUCAAAUCUAUAUCAAAUUCAAGAAAAGUUCAUGAACAGCAUCAAGAGCAUGAACACAAGCUUGAUGAUACUUUCACAUCACUAACAGUCUGGAGAAAAUCACUUGUUAUUAGUUGCAACGGGUUCACGGUGAUCGACUCCAAUGGUAACUUGGCAUUUAGGGUUGACAAUUACACUGGACAUCCAGAGGAACUCAUUCUCAUGGACGGCUCAGGCAAGACUGUCCUCACCAUGUGUCGUCACAAGAGGCUAGGACUAGUAGAUAAUUGGCGAGUCUAUGAAGGAGAAGUCGGUGAGCAGUCGUCGUCAAAGAAGCCGAUUUUCUGUGUGAGGAAACACAAAAACAUUUUACAACCGAAUAUGAAUGUACUUGCACGUGUAUAUGAUGACGAUGGGACGUCCGGUAAGAGAUGUGUGUAUGUGAUUGAAGGAUCCUAUACGCAGAGAUUUUGCCGAGUGUUGGAUGAGUCAAGGAGAGUGGUGGCUGAGAUCAAGAGGAAGGAGGCUAUGGUUGUAGGGGUUUCUUUUGGGUUAGAGGUUUUUCUUCUGAUCGUACGCCCGGAAUUCGAUCCUGGAUUUGCAAUGGCUAUUGUUUUGCUUCUGGAUCAAAUGUUUUCCUAAAUUUUCUUCUUUCUUCUUUUCCUUUGAUUUUUGAUGUAUAAUAUG
Cornus florida is the source of this 678-nucleotide messenger RNA. Its product is annotated as protein LURP-one-related 17-like. The record is from RefSeq and is a predicted model, not a curated record. The coding region runs from base 1 to 633 and encodes 210 amino acids. NCBI's taxonomy places the organism in Eukaryota, Viridiplantae, Streptophyta, Magnoliopsida, Cornales, Cornaceae. The transcript has 2 exons.